GGUCGGCUGCUCCACUGCUUCAGGUGUUGCGGCGGCUCCACGUCUCUCCAGGCGCCCGCGGCUUCCGUGAGCCCAGGCCGCCCUCAGCGUCUGGAGUGCCGGCUCUUGGCUCCCGCGCGGCCAUGGCGGGGCCGGGCCCAGGCCCAGGGGACCCAGACGAGCAGUACGAUUUCCUGUUCAAGUUGGUGCUGGUGGGCGACGCGAGCGUGGGCAAGACGUGCGUGGUGCAGCGCUUCAAGACCGGCGCCUUCUCGGAGCGCCAGAGCAGCACCAUCGGCGUCGACUUCACCAUGAAGACGCUGGAGAUCCAGGGCAAGCGGGUCAAGCUGCAGAUCUGGGACACAGCUGGCCAGGAGCGUUUUCGCACCAUCACCCAGAGCUACUACCGCAGUGCCAAUGGGGCCAUCCUCGCUUACGACAUCACCAAGAGGAACUCCUUCGUGUCGGUGCCUCACUGGAUUGAAGAUGUGAGGAAGUAUGCAGGCUCCAAUAUUGUGCAGCUGCUGAUUGGGAACAAGUCGGACCUUGGCGAGCUCCGGGAGGUCCCUCUGGCUGAGGCGCAGAGCCUGGCAGAGCACUACGAUAUCCUGUGUGCCAUUGAGACGUCUGCCAAGGACUCGAGCAACGUGGAGGAGGCCUUCGUGAGGGUGGCCACGGAGCUGGUCAUGAGGCACGGGGGCCCUCUGCUCAGUGAGAAGAGCACUGACCACAUCCAGCUGGAUAGCAAGGACAUUGGAGAAAGCUGGGGCUGCGGGUGCUGACCGGCGUGCAGGGCAGGGCAGGCAGGGGCCUCCCCGCCUCCUCUCUCUCUGUGGCCUGCCAAGCCCGGCCCUUCAGAGCUGGCCCUUCAGGGCACCAGUGAUUCUAGAGCAACUGUAUAAAGUCCUAGAAUUAUUCAUCCCAUGGCCUGGAUGCUUAAUGGGAAAGCUAUUCCAAGGAAGGAAGAAGUAGGAUUUCUCCUGCCAGAGGCCUGUUGGCACAGGGUAGGGUAUGGGGCCCAUCCUGCCAGUCAGUGGCUGUUCUCUCCAUGCUCUUCACAUUCCAGGGCUGGCCUGAGCCCGCCAGUGUGGACUGCAGUGGGAGAGGGACCAGGAAUGUGCCUCCUCUGCUCCACAUAUACUGGUUCUGACCAUUUUGCACCUUGUGUCUGCUGCAGCUAUGGCAACAGGUUGCUGCUUUCCAGGGAUGUGGCUGGUGCCCUGGGUUCUCCCAGGUCAUUCCAGGGCCUCCACAUGCAGCUGCAGAGAACAAGAGCAACCAGACCAAUAGACCGGUUCCUGAGCACAGCCCCAGAGAAGCCCUAGCUCCUUCCAGGCGAGGAACUUUCUUUCUUCACUGCCAGCUCUAAGCUCACAGACACCAUGUGGCCUGGCUUGCUGCCUUAGCAAGACCUCUCAAGCUUUCUGGUUUUCCAUGUAGCUUCUUGUUUUUAUCCGUGCAAGUAUGGGGGCAUGGCCAAGCCAAGCGGGGACUGUCUGCUGUCUUGGGGCCCAAAGUUUUGCCACUUGUGUUGCAAAACCAGCUUAUUCAGUACCAGCUCUCGGAAGCUUGGGGGUAGAGGGAAUGAGAUAGGAACAUGGACAUUUAAGGGAAAAGUAAAAACUUGCAUCCUUGAGGCUCAGGUCUGAGUAGGACCUCCAGAACACUCAGUUUUAACCCAUGUGCAGAAAUCUUACCUGCCAUGUUUAAAGUGUCAGUUCUCCCACAGCUCCCAGUCUAGCUUAUAGAGUUUCUCAAACAAAAAUGGCUACGCGGUGGCAAUCCUGGCUCUGGCUGUUUUACCCACCCUCCUGGGCCCACCUCCCCUCAAUAGCCUCAGUGUGCCCUGAGUCUAAGGUUACAAGGCAGAUUGGGGCCAAGAUCACUGGGGAUCCUAGAUGCAGCACUGGUCUCUGCUGAGUAGCUCAAUAUUACAAGGAUUGGACUGAGGGAGGCAGGUGAUCUUCCUAAGCCAAUCCCAGUCCUUCCAUGUUAGCCCAGUCCAGCCCUUCUGGUCUCUCAGUUGGGGCCCCAGGAAAUAAACUACUCUCAGAGCCACGGUGUUGGUCACAUCAUGGAGAGAGGCAGCCCAGAGCCUAUCAGAGCCCAGACUGCACUCCAGGCUUAGUCCCAGUCCCCAAAGCCGGCUGCAGUACUCCAGCUCAGACUUUCCUUGCCUUCUUUCACUCCAACCACUUUGAUCUGCAUCGCCUCCUCUCCCAGGCAGGCCUGGCUGCAGAGCAAAAAGCCAGACCUUUUGCAGUAGCCCCACAGCAGUUGGGGGAGGCAGGGUUGUGGGUGGACAGCUGGGACCGAGACACGCAGGGCCGGUGACUCCCUUUCAGGCAGAGAGGCAGCCAUGGAACAGCUGAGGCUGUUUCUGGAAGGGAGGGAUGUUGGCCUGGCCAGGCCAGAAGCUGCUGAACAGGGGUCUGCCGUGAGGGGAGUCAGCCUACCGUGGGCUAGGGUGAGGCAGGAGCUGGGAGCAAGAAGGCUGCCUGGCUCCCUUCCUCAGCAGCCUUGCUGAUGGGAGGGGCCCAGUUGCUGGCAGGGAGAGUUGAUACCUCACUGACCCCUCCAUUGCAGUACCUGGACUCCACCUGCAGAGUUGAAAGUACCUGCCCUUGCUGUCAAUGAGGGGUUCCCUAAAGAGGGUUCCAUUCAGGCCAAAAGCAAAGGCCCUCCAGCCCCAUGACCUCUCUGCUAGGGGCUGAUUUUUGGGCAGAGCUGCAUAUUCAACCCAGGCCCCAGCUGGAAGAGAAGUCUCAUGAAACCCUACCUUGCAGAGACCUGUUGCUUUGGGAGGUAGGAAAACAUGCAAGGGGUCUUGGAGCAGAGGCCCAGGCCUGCACCCCUGUGAUUGACUUGCAGCCCCAGUUCCAGCUGAGUAAAGUACUGAGCCUGCUCAUACCUACCUGCUGCCCCGCUCUGCCUUGGGGCUGCCUCGCAGGGUUUAGGGAGAGAGGGAGGCCCCUCUACCCCUUCUUCACAUGGAUGCCCUGAGCUGCCAUGAGGAUCCAGGGGAGGCACAGGAACAGGUAGCUGGCUGCUGACGGGCUCACUUGUCACCUUGGAAUAUGAGUCGGCCCCCUUCUCCUCCUGCCCGAGGGGCGGGAGACCUGAAACCUUGUACAGAAGGGGGAAGGGAUAGCCGACCCAGCCUGGAACCAGGGAGGUUUCUUCUCACUGGCAACCUCGUGGUUUACCCAGAAACCAAGGAAAUAAUACUUCACUUCCUCCCCUUUCACAAUCCCAGGAUGUCCAAAACACUGGGCCAAGUGGCUCUCCUGCCACCCCAUCCUCCCUGCAUGGGAGCAACCUCACUAAGGGGUUUAGCCGGGAAGUCAGAAGUCACUUUGGGCUCCUCACUUUCUCCCCCCACCUUACCACAGUGCUGGGGUCCCACCUCCACAGUGCCCUGCCCUCCAUUCCAGAUAGGCCCGUCCUCGCACCUGGACAUCUCGUUGACGACCUCGGCCCCUGGGCUUCUAGCCUCCAUUUCCCCAAGCCACCCUCCAGCUGCUGUCAAAGUGGCAGUUGUGAAAGGUCACUUCUGGUCCUGUCCCCCCUCCCCAGUACCUUUUAGGGUGCCCUGGGGCACUCAGAAUGCUGUCUACGCUUCACGCAGAUGUCCAAGGCCUUCACAGUUCUGCCCUGGCUUUUCUCCAGUACCCCCUUGUCCCCCAGGAACACCCUCUGUGCAGGCCAACCCCUUCCUGCCCUCCCCCCACUUGCUGACCCUGCCUUUCUAUUCAUGUCAUGUAGAAUCCAGCUGGAUACCCCUGAGAACUGGCCCCAUCCCAAGUUAGUCCCUUGCUCAUAGUAGCCCUAGCAAAAAUGAGUUCUUUCCCCACGCCUUGGUCUGUGAGGUCCCCCCCCCCCCCCCCCCCACACACACACACACUUCCUGGGCCGAAGCCAUUUCCUACACGUUCCAAGAAAUGUUUCCCCAGCCCUCAACUUCAGUCACGAAUGCUAGUCCUCAGGGAUUGGCCUGGGGUGUGGUCUUGACUGCAGGUCACAUGGGGUGUCUGCUCUGUAGUGCCCCGUCAAGCCAGGGUCUCACUACCUCUCUGGGCCUUAGUCCUGUGUCAAAUGGGGUAAGAGAAAAUGGGAAGCAUGUGUGACCGGAAACAAGACUCACUUGUUUCCUCUCCCAGCAUCCCAGGGCCUCUGGGCAAGAGAACAGUUGAAUCUCUUCCUUUGUUUAUAAAUUACCUAAGAACAGGAGCAGGCGGGAUGGGGGGCCAGGGUGUGGGCAGUGGGCCAGGGAAGGACAGCCAGGCAGUGUCCCGGCAGGGCAGCCCAGGCUUGGAGGAGGGCCGUCUGUGGUCUGGGUGGGGCUGGGAUGACAUGAGCUGAAGGAGAACAAGAGGGAAGCUGGUAUUUUAUGCUCACGGGAGGAGGAGUGGUCUGGGCGAGGGGCCCAGAUCCUAACUCCUAAGCCGGAGAGGUGGGUCCCUGCCCUCCCGGACGUGGGGGUUUGGCCCCAGCAGGCUUUGAGCUGGAGGAAGCUCCUAAUUCAUAUUGAAUUCAGUUACUCUUCUCCAGGAGGGCUGCCAGGGGUGGGGCCUCAGGGACCCUCUGAGCCCUGCCAGCUUGGACUGUUGGGGGUGGAGAGGGCCUCAGCCAGCCCAAGGAUGCCAUUUGCAUUUGGGAAUUUUUCAUAUCUAUUUAUGAAUAUAUAAAUCUUUAUAUCAAAUCUAUUUUUUAAAACAUGGAAAAGUCGCCUUUAUGGAAACUUAGCAGAGCCAGAGUGUACACAUUCCUAAACCAUUAAACAGUUUUUUUCUAACGA
Molecule: messenger RNA, 4777 nt
Organism: Hipposideros armiger (great roundleaf bat)
Lineage: Eukaryota; Metazoa; Chordata; Mammalia; Chiroptera; Hipposideridae
Gene: RAB43
Product: RAB43, member RAS oncogene family
Exons: 3
Coding region: 123-761 (212 amino acids)
Molecular function (GO): GTP binding; GTPase activity
Source: RefSeq, a predicted model, not a curated record